Molecule: messenger RNA, 3383 nt
Organism: Gymnodraco acuticeps
Lineage: Eukaryota; Metazoa; Chordata; Actinopteri; Perciformes; Bathydraconidae
Product: myosin-9-like
Exons: 24
Biological process (GO): actin filament organization; vesicle transport along actin filament
Cellular component (GO): vesicle; actin cytoskeleton; cytoplasm
Molecular function (GO): microfilament motor activity; ATP binding; actin filament binding
Source: RefSeq, a predicted model, not a curated record
ACUUCCAUGCUGCUGCCUGCCUACGUACCGAGAGAAACGAACCAGUGAGCAGCCACCCAGUAGAGGAGGGAGGGCAGAGGAACAGGAAAAAAACGAGUGGAGUGGAGAAAGAGAGGAAGAAGAAGCAGCGUAGUUUAGCCUGAACCCGUCGACAGGAACACAAGUUUUGACUCACGGCGACGCUGACUGAGCCUGUUGUUAGAAACCCUCUGAAAGCAGCUACCAUGUCGGCCGCAGACAAGUUCCUGUACGUGGACCGCAACCCGGUCAACAACCCUCUGGCUCAGGCCGACUGGGCCACCAAGAAGCUGGUAUGGGUUCCCUCGGAGCGCCUGGGCUUCGAGUGCGGCUCCGUAAAGGAGGAGCGCGGCGACGAGUGCGUGGUGGAGCUGGCCGACUCUGCGAAGAAGGUCCGCGUCAACAAGGACGACAUCCAGAAGAUGAACCCGCCCAAGUUCAGCAAGGUGGAGGACAUGGCCGAGCUCACCUGCCUGAACGAGGCGUCGGUGCUGCACAACCUGAAGGAGAGAUACUACUCGGGGCUCAUAUACACAUACUCCGGGCUCUUCUGCGUGGUGAUAAACCCGUACAAGAACCUGCCCAUCUACUCGGAGGAGAUCGUUGACAUGUACAAGGGCAAGAAGAGGCACGAAAUGCCGCCUCACAUCUACGCCAUCACUGACACGGCUUACAGAAGCAUGAUGCAGGAUCGUGAAGACCAGUCCAUUCUUUGCACAGGAGAGUCCGGUGCCGGUAAGACGGAGAACACCAAGAAGGUGAUCCAGUAUCUGGCUCACGUUGCCUCCUCUCACAAGACCAAGAAAGACCAGAACAGCUCGUUCCUGUCACAUGGGGAGCUGGAGAAGCAGCUGCUGCAGGCCAACCCCAUCCUCGAAGCCUUCGGAAACGCCAAGACCGUCAAAAACGACAACUCUUCCCGAUUCGGAAAAUUCAUCAGGAUCAACUUUGAUGUCAAUGGCUACAUCGUUGGAGCCAAUAUUGAAACUUACCUGUUGGAGAAAUCCCGUGCCAUUCGCCAGGCCAAAGACGAGAGGACCUUCCAUCUCUUCUACUACCUCCUCACGGGGGCCGGGGAUAAACUGCGAGAGGAACUCCUCCUUGAGAACUACAACAACUACCGCUUCCUCUCCAACGGGAACGUCACUAUUCCCGGGCAGCAGGACAAGGACCUGUUCACGGAGACUCUGGAUGCCUUCAAGAUCAUGAGCAUCCCCGAGGAUGAGCUGAUCGGCUUGUUGAAGGUGGUCUCCUCUGUGCUGCAGCUCGGGAACAUGAGCUUCAAGAAGGAGCGCCACACAGACCAGGCCUCCAUGCCAGACAACACCGCUGCCCAGAAGGUGAGCCACCUGAUGGGCAUGAACGUGACCGACUUCACCCGGGCCAUCCUGUCCCCGAGGAUCAAGGUGGGCCGAGACUACGUGCAGAAAGCUCAGACUCAGGAGCAGGCGGAGUUCGCCGUGGAGGCUUUAGCUAAAGCUACGUACGAGAGGAUGUUCCGCUGGCUCGUCAUGAGGAUCAACAAAGCUCUGGACAAAACCAAGAGGCAGGGGGCGUCCUUCAUCGGCAUCCUGGACAUCGCCGGCUUCGAGAUCUUUGAGCUGAACUCCUUCGAGCAGCUGUGCAUCAACUACACCAACGAGAAGCUGCAGCAGCUGUUCAACCACACCAUGUUCAUCCUGGAGCAGGAGGAGUACCAGAGGGAGGGCAUCGAGUGGAGCUUCAUCGACUUCGGCCUGGACCUGCAGCCCUGCAUCGACCUCAUCGAGAAACCAGCCAGCCCCCCCGGUAUCCUCGCUCUUCUGGACGAGGAGUGCUGGUUCCCCAAAGCCACCGACAAGAGCUUUGUGGAGAAGGUUCUCCAGGAGCAGGGCACACACCCCAAGUUCUUCAAACCAAAGAAACUGAAGGAUGAAGCCGACUUCUGCGUCAUCCAUUACGCCGGAAAGGUGGACUACAAGGCUGACGAGUGGCUGAUGAAGAACAUGGACCCUCUGAAUGACAACGUGGCUUCUCUGCUCAACCAGUCCACCGACAAGUUUGUCUCUGAGCUCUGGAAGGACGUGGACCGCAUCGUGGGUCUGGAUAAAGUCUCUAUGGCCGAUAUGCCCGGUGCCUUCAAGACCCGUAAAGGCAUGUUCCGCACAGUCGGCCAGCUGUACAAAGAGCAGCUGUCCAAACUCAUGGCCACUCUGAGGAACACCAACCCCAACUUUGUCCGCUGCAUCAUCCCCAACCACGAGAAGAAGGCCGGUAAACUGGAACCUUUUCUGGUUCUGGACCAGCUGAGGUGCAAUGGAGUUCUGGAGGGGAUCCGUAUCUGCAGACAGGGCUUCCCCAACCGCAUCGUCUUCCAGGAGUUCAGACAGAGGUAUGAAAUCCUCACUCCCAACUCCAUCCCCAAGGGCUUCAUGGAUGGAAAGCAGGCCUGUGUGCUCAUGAUCAAGAGCCUGGAGCUGGACCCCAACCUGUACCGGAUCGGUCAGAGCAAAGUGUUCUUCAGAGCCGGAGUCCUGGCUCACCUGGAGGAGGAGCGAGACAUGAAGAUCACCGACAUCAUCAUCAGCUUCCAGGCCUGGUGCCGAGGAUACGUGGCCCGCAAGGCUUUCGCCAAGAGACAGCAGCAGCUGACGGCCAUGAAGGUGAUCCAGAGGAACUGCGCCGCGUAUCUGAAGCUCAGGAACUGGCAGUGGUGGAGACUCUUCACCAAGGUGAAGCCUCUGCUGCAGGUGAGCCGGCAGGAGGAGGAGAUGUCGGCGAAGGACGACGAGCUGCUGAAGGCGCAGGAGAAGCACCUGUACGCUGAGGUGCAGAUCCGCGAGAUGGAGGAGAAACAGCACCAGCUGGGUGCGGAGAAGAUGGCUCUGCAGGAGCAGCUCCAGGCGGAGACGGAGCUCUGCGCCGAGGCUGAGGAGAUGAGAGCGCGUCUGGCUGCGAGGAAGCAGGAGCUGGAGGAGAUCCUUCAUGACCUGGAGGCCCGCGUGGAGGAAGAGGAGGAGCGCGCCGCCCAGCUGUCUGGGGAGAGGAAGAAGAUGCAGCAAAACAUCGGGGACUUGGAGCAGCAGCUGGACGAGGAGGAAGGAGCCAGGCAGAAGCUUCAGCUGGAGAAGGUCACUCUGGAGUCCAAGAUGAAGAAGGUGGAGGAGGACGUCAUGUUGCUGGACGACCAGAACACCAAGUUGAACAAGGAGAAGAAGUCGCUGGAGGAGAGGAUCUCCGAAUACACCACCAACCUGACGGAGGAGGAGGAGAAAUCCAAGAGUCUCCAGAAACUCAAGACCAAACACGAGGCCAUGAUCACAGACCUGGAGGGUGAGAGGAGAAACAAACACUUGCAUGACAGACAUUCUACAUUUUAUGUGUUU